Molecule: messenger RNA, 1340 nt
Organism: Solanum lycopersicum (tomato)
Lineage: Eukaryota; Viridiplantae; Streptophyta; Magnoliopsida; Solanales; Solanaceae
Product: agamous-like MADS-box protein AGL27
Biological process (GO): positive regulation of transcription by RNA polymerase II
Cellular component (GO): nucleus
Molecular function (GO): protein dimerization activity; DNA-binding transcription factor activity, RNA polymerase II-specific; RNA polymerase II cis-regulatory region sequence-specific DNA binding
Source: RefSeq, a predicted model, not a curated record
UAACUAUUUCUAAGUCUAACUUUUCACCAAAUAUAUUUAAGCCUAUAAAAUCAAAUUUAAAAUCAUAAAAUUCGAUUUUUUUUGAAAAAAAUACUCAAAGUCAAAAUAGGUCAUUUUUAUUUAACCUUGGGAGUUAAAAUCAAAACGCCGUCCGUAUCACCGUUUUCUUCCGCUUAUACCACGCCGCCAUCACCGCUACCAGUGGCCUACGCCGUUGGAAUCUCCAUUUUCGAGCCAGGUGUCGAUCUCUCAUUGGCUGGAUUUCACGUAUUUAGGGUUUGGGAGAUUGAAGAAAUGGGGAGGAAGAAAGUGGAAAUAAAGCGAAUUGAAGAUAAGAGCAGUAGGCAAGCAACUUUCUCCAAACGGAGAAAUGGACUCAUGAAGAAAGCUAAACAGCUCUCUGUUCUCUGCGAUGUUGAUGUCGCCGUCCUCGUCUUCUCCAGUCGCGGACGCCUCUUUGAAUUCUCCAGUACCAACAGUCUGACAGGAGUUAUUCACCGAUAUAACAACCACAUGAAAGCAGAAGAUAAGGCCUCUGCAGAAGUCGAUGACACCGAGGAAUCAAAAUAUGCAAGUUUCAUGACAAUGGAAGAACUGCUACAGACGGCAGAAAAGCAACUCGAGGAGCCUGAUGUUGAUGAUCUCAGCAUUACUGAUCUUGUCCAUCUGGAAAACCAAGUUGAGACUGCUCUGACACAAACCAGAUUUAGAAAGACACACUUGUUGAUUGAAUCAAUUAAGAAUCUUCAUGACAAGGAAAAGCAGCUGAUUGAUGAAAACAAAGUUCUGGAGGAUGAGAUAGGUACCAUAAAGAACAGCGAAGAAAAUGAGAUGGCAAUGAAUCUAAAUAACAUCGCACCAACCCAUAUGGAUUGUGGACAACAGAGGGAGACCCUGAAUUUUCUCUAGAGUCUAGACACACUAAUGGCAUCACAUAUCAGAUAGAAGCUCAAUAUAUAAAUAACAGCCUUCCAAAAUAUAGCAGAGCAGCCACUCCUCGCGCCAUGGGAUAUGUCCUGCCGAGGUUAUAUCUGGUGCAUCUAACUAGGGAGUGCUACUAUGUAGUCUUCUCUUGUAUGUUGUCUUGGUAUGGUUGAAACACUGAAGAACUGUAUAAGGGUAAAUAAAUAAAGAGAUACUGCUGCAGCGUCUCGAUAACAUGUGUGUAAUGCUAUCAUCUAAAUGACUAAAUUAGAGGUUAUUAUAAUAGUAAGAGGGUGUAGUCCAUAAGAAUGACUUGUCCAAGCUGUUCAUGUUUGAUAGUCCGCAUCGGUCUAAUUCAUUUCAGCCCAUUAGAAAAUGAGACAAAUGUGGCUAUACGCAGAGGACUAUUGCAUCAA